Messenger RNA from Malassezia vespertilionis, 1059 nucleotides. It is a transcript of the gene THR1, whose product is annotated as homoserine kinase. The record is from RefSeq and is a predicted model, not a curated record. Bases 1 to 1059 code for a protein of 352 amino acids. Gene Ontology annotation, molecular function: homoserine kinase activity; ATP binding. The transcript has a single exon. Lineage: Eukaryota; Fungi; Basidiomycota; Malasseziomycetes; Malasseziales; Malasseziaceae. Gene Ontology annotation, biological process: L-threonine metabolic process.
AUGUCGCUGCGCGAAUUUGUGAUCAAGGUGCCGUGCACCUCGUCGAAUAUCGGCCCUGGCUUUGACGUGCUGGGUCUCUCGCUCUCGCUCUACCUGAAGCUGCACGUCUCGGUAGAUCCAAGCAAGACCGGGCAGCGCGAGCCAGUGCUUUCCUAUGCAGGCCAAGGCGCAAAAGAAGCGCCGCUGAAUCCAUACCAAAAUCUGAUCACCCGUGUCGCGCUGUACGUCCUGCGUGUGAACAAGAUCGCACAGUUUCCUGCGGGAGUUACGAUCCAUGUGGAUAACGAUAUCCCCUUUGGCCGCGGUCUUGGCAGCUCAGGUGCCGCGGUCGUCGCUGGCAUCUUUCUCGGCAACGCGCUCGGCCAACUCGACAUUCCCCGUGCACGCCUGCUUGACUAUGCACUCAUGAUCGAGCGCCAUCCUGAUAAUGUGACGGCCGCCCUGGUUGGUGGAUUUGUCGGCUCCUACCUCCGCGAGUUGAGUCCCAAAGAUACAGCAACGACACAGGUGCCGCUCAGCGAAGUGCUCCCGGAAUACCCACACAACGCGUCCGCAAGCUGGGGGACCGAGCCGCCUGUUCCACCUUUUGGCAUCGGCCAUUUUAUUCGUUAUGGCUGGGCGCCAGAGAUCAAGGUGAUUGCCAUUGUACCGCACUUUGAAGUGCUCACCGCAGAGGCGCGCAGCGUCUUGCCAAAGCAAUACGCGAGCCAAGACGUGGUGUUCAAUCUCCAACGCCUCUCCGUACUCACCGCCGCUCUCGCACGCUCGCCGCCAGACGCGAAUCUGAUUUAUCAGGCGAUGCAAGACAAGAUUCACCAGCCGUACCGCAAGCAUUUGAUCCCGGGCCUCGCGCGUAUAUUGGCGUCGGUUAUGCCCACGUCUCAUCCGGGGCUCCUGGGCAUCUGCCUGUCGGGCGCAGGGCCCACAAUCCUUGCACUCGCCACGCAGGACAUGGAACAGAUCGCGGAUACGAUCUGCGCCGAGUUUGCCAAGGAGGAUAUCACUUGCGACGUCAAAUUCCUCGACGUGACGCAGGACGGCGCGACGGUCGAGGAAUAG